UUAAGUCAAUAUAAAUGAUAUCAAUGUUAUAUUUUUACAGAAUGUUCUUUUCAUGUUGAUUUUAUGAAAACAGUCAAUCACAAAAGAACAACUGUGGGUUUUCACAGAAAUGGUCACAAAACUCUAAAUAACUGAAUGAAUAUGCCAUCUGACAUAUGCCAAUUAUAACCCCAUAAAAGUGCCAUCUUUAUAACACAAACAUUAGUGUAUUAAAUACUUGUGAAACAAUUCAUGAAUGACUAAACAGAAUUGUUGUUUUUUAGGGCAGCCCUGUGAUUAACCAAAACACGUUUCAGCAUGCCACAUAAUAACAGACUGGAGAAGUUCAGCAAAAAGUGAAUCAUUCAACAUAAAUUAUUUUCAGAUUCAGUUUGUUUGUAAAUGUUUAGUUUAUACCUUAGGCUGUUAGAAACCGCAUAUUUCAAAACCGUAUUUCUUACUCUAACAUAUAGACACAUAUGGGGUAUCAGUCUUCAUGUGGGAUACACUGGAAUAAAAGAACAAAAUAAAGAAAGUGAAUUAAAAAUUCCCCGUGUUUAAGUGGAAAGUAGCCUAACGUCUUAAGUUUCUUUUCGGUUGUGUUGAAAUCAUCUCUUUCGCCUUUCAAAUCCGUUCGCACAAAUGCAGCAUAUAAACCCAACAUCUUCUGUUAGUCUUUCACCAAACGACAAACACGAUACAAGACAAGUCAACGAGGUAAGCACUCGGUAACUCCUGGCAAAUUUAUAUUCUGAUAUUGGUCUAGCUGUUUGAAUUACAAUUAAACGUCUGCGUUUGACCCUACAGGUAUUCAAUCCCGUAUAAUCAUCUAUUAAAAUGGAUCUGCGUUGUGUGGCCUGGUUGUGCAGCAUCAUCUGCUUUGCGCAUGUUUAUUCACUUCCAACAAACUGCAUGCUUCAGAAGCACUUAAUAAAGACAUCAUAUACUCUUCUGGAUACUAUGGGGGGUCUUUUUCCUGAGCAAUGCCUGGAGGACGAUGUUAAAAUUAAUUUCCCUCAAAAUGUUUUCGAGGCAAACAAUGCGCAACAGGUUGGUGGCGUUGAAAAUGCCAUUUACCAAACACUGCAGAAUAUUGAAGCUUUGUUUCAGAAUGAUGGUAUUCCCAACGAGUGGAAUGAAAAGAAGUUGGAUGGUUUUUUACACACCAUAUAUCGCCAGAUCGAUCACAGCAAAUGCAUCCUGAGCAAACCUGAAGCUGGACAGCAUUCUCUUGAAAGAGAUGCAGCGCUCAAAAUUUAUUUUGAGACCAUAUCCGCAAAUAUGAAGCAAAAGGAUUUCAGUUACUGCGCAUGGGAAGUCGUGAGAAAGGAGGUUCUGCGCACCCUUGACUUCAUAUUAAAACACAACACAGACAUCAUGCUAUGAGACCCCGGACAUUUACUCUAAUUUUAUUUAUUUAUUCGUAUUUAUAUUUAUUUAUUUAUUUAUUUAUGCCUAAUGUUGUAACGAAAACACAACUUUUUGCAUCUAAAAGCUGUUGUGUCUUUCCAUUUAGCACUGAAAAGCAAU
This is a messenger RNA of Paramisgurnus dabryanus, 1509 nucleotides long. RefSeq names its product interferon phi 3 (gene ifnphi3). Lineage: Eukaryota; Metazoa; Chordata; Actinopteri; Cypriniformes; Cobitidae. Gene Ontology annotation, cellular component: extracellular region. The record is from RefSeq and is a predicted model, not a curated record. Gene Ontology annotation, biological process: defense response. Gene Ontology annotation, molecular function: cytokine receptor binding.